AUGUCAUCAAGAGAUCGAGAUAAGUUUAGAAGUUAUCCGUCAGGAAAUGCGAAAAGGCAGAAAAAAAACAUAAGGGAAAAAAGUUUAAAUAAAAUGCGUGGAUCUUUCAACAAAUAUAUAAAUUAUAAAUUUGAUACUCCUUCUUCAAGUAUAGAAAUAGACAACGAAGUUGAAAUUAAUAAAUUACAAACCGAAAGGAAUAAUAGCGGUAAUGACUUUAUUAUAAACACGGUAAACGAUUAUGAUACGACAGAUUAUAUUGAGAAUGAUAAAUUUGAUACUCCUUCUUCAAGUAUAAAAAUAGAUAACGAAGUUGAAAUUAAUAAAUUACAAACCGAAAGUAAUAAUAGCGGUAAUGACUUUAUUAUAGACACAGUAAAUGAUUAUGAUAUGAAAAAUAUUGAGAAUGAUAAAUUUGAUACUCCUUCUUCAAGUAUAAAAAUUGAUAACGAAGUUGAAAUUAAUAAAUUACAAACCGAAAGUAAAAGUAGCAGUAAUGACAUUAUUAUAAACACAGUAAAUGACUACGAUAUGACAGAUAUUGGUUGUUGGCCUGAAAUAAUAAAUAAUGAUUUCAGAAAAGAGCUUAUAAAACUGGGGCCAAUACAAGUUAAAAGCUAUAAUUUUCCUCAAUCUGAAAUAAAUGGUGAGCUAAGACGUUUUAAUCCAACAUUAUAUGACAAACGUUUAGACAACGGAGAUGUUAUUAAACGAAACUGGCUGGUAUAUUCAAAAUUUAAAGAUAGAGCUUUUUGUUUUUGUUGUAAACUUUUUGACUCUCAUUCUACUGGUAAUUUAAGCAAGAAUGGUAUAAACGAUUGGCGACAUAUUGGGGAGAGACUAAAGUCUCAUGAAAUCACGAUUCCACAUUAUACUUCCUUACAGUCAUGGAUUGAAUUAAAACAAAGAAUAUCAGAACUCAAUACUAUAGAUAAACUACAUCUGACUAAAUUAAACGCGGAAAAAAAACAUUGGCAUGAUGUUAUUACACGAAUACUAGCGGUUAUCCAUUUUUUAGCUAAAAAUAGUAUUGCAUUCAGGGGUUCCAAUGAUGUUUUAUAUCAAGACAAUAAUGGAAAAUUUCUUAGUGCGAUUGAAAUGCUUUCCAAAUUUGAUCCUGUUAUACAGAAACACGUAAAACGAAUUAAAGAUAAAGAAACUCAUGUCCAUUACCUAGGACACAGAAUUCAAGAUGAGUUGAUAGAAAUAAUGGCAAAUGAAGUUCGAAAAUCAAUUAUAAAUUUAAUUAAAAAACAUAGGUACUAUUCCGUGAUCAUUGAUUGCACUCCAGAUAUUAGCCACCAAGAGCAAGUAUCCUUAGUAUUUAGAAUUGUCAACAUGCAUUGGGACAAAUUAACAGAACCAAGCAUUCAAGAAUUGUUUAUGGACUUCGUGAAUAUUCAUUCAACGUCAGGAUUAAGUCUUUCAAAUUUGUUGAUUUCAAAGCUUGCAGAAUAUGAGAUACCUCUUAGUGACUGCCGAGGUCAGGGGUAUGAUAACGGAAGCAAUAUGGUUGGAGAAUAUCAAGGAGUACAGUCACGUAUUCGAGCUCAAAAUCAAAGAGCAUUUUUUGCCCCAUGUGCUGCUCAUAAGCUAAACUUACUCCUUUGUGAUGUUUCUCAAAGUUGUAUUAGAGCAAUAUCAUUUUUUGGAAUGAUUGAACGUGUGUACACUCUAUUUUCAGCGUCUACAAAAAGAUGGGAUAUUUUAAAAAAACACUGCUCCAUAGUGUUAAAAAAGUGGACAGCUACACGAUGGGAAAGUAGAUAUAAAUGUGUUAAAGCGAUCAGAGAUCAACUACCUGAGGUACUAAAUGCUUUAGAAGAAAUAGCUGAAUGCUCUAAUGAUCCAAAGUCAGUGAGUGAAGCAAAAUCAAUUAUAGAUGAAUUGAUGAGUUUUGAAUUUGUUUUGAGUCUGGUAAUCUGGCAUGAUAUUUUGGGUCAAGUUAAAAUUGUAAACAGAAUCUUACAAGAUCCUAAAAUGGAUUUAGAUGCAUCGGCUAGCAGCUUAGGGAGUCUUAUCACUUUUCUAGAAAAAUAUCGUACAAAUGGAUUUGAAAACGCCAAAUUGGUUGGAAUAGAAAUCGUUGAAUCUAUUGGUGGAACUGCUAACUUCAAGGAAAAAAGACCAAGAAAGAAAAAAAAAAUGUUUAACUACGAAAGUAACGAUGAAUAUACAAUUAGUUCAGAAGAAGAAUUUCGUCGUGAUUACUUUUUGAUUCUAAUUGACCGUGCUACUGAAGCAUUGAGAGUACGAUUUGAGUACCAGAGCACAUUUAACUCCAAUUUUGGAUUUUUGUACAGAAUUGGAAAACUUAAACAUCAAAAUGAUGAUUUUAUUAAAAAUUGUUGUAACGAUUUGCAAAACGUAUUGAGUGAAGGCAAUUCUAGAGAUAUAAAUGGUGCAGAUUUAUACAUGGAACUUCUUAUUUUUCGAAGUAUAGUAGACGAAAACGCAACACCUCUGCAGGCAUUAUCUUUUUUAAAAAACGUUUCUAGUUCAUUUCAAAAUAUAGAAGUGGCAAUUAGAAUAAUGCUCACCAUACCAGUUACAUCAGCUGGUGCUGAACGUUCAUUCUCUAAAUUGAAGCUGAUAAAAAAUUAUUUAAGAAGCAAUCUAUCACAGCAUAAGUUAUCGGACCUGGCCCUCAUCAGCAUCGAACAUAGUAUUGCCGAUUCUUUGAGCUACAAUGAGACAAUUGAUCAGUUUGCAUCAAAAAAAAUACGGAAAAAAAUAUUUAAAUAA
Macrosiphum euphorbiae (potato aphid) is the source of this 2745-nucleotide messenger RNA. NCBI's taxonomy places the organism in Eukaryota, Metazoa, Arthropoda, Insecta, Hemiptera, Aphididae. The record is from the annotation of a GenBank genome assembly.